Haliotis rubra (blacklip abalone) is the source of this 5113-nucleotide messenger RNA. RefSeq names its product protein amalgam-like. The record is from RefSeq and is a predicted model, not a curated record. NCBI's taxonomy places the organism in Eukaryota, Metazoa, Mollusca, Gastropoda, Lepetellida, Haliotidae. Gene Ontology annotation, cellular component: neuron projection. Bases 140 to 1291 code for a protein of 383 amino acids. The transcript has 8 exons.
CUAAAAUUCGCGACACGGUCACGUGAUCUUCAGGUACGAAAACGCAGGUGAAAAUCAAGGUGUAGUUACCUCUUUCAGUGUGGUUUCGCCUUGAUAUUUUGCGAUCGCAUGGUGUCACAAUAAGCACGAUCGUCCAAAAAUGGAUAGAAUAUUAAUUCUGGUGUUUGCGGCCGCUCUGGUGACAACAGUUGCUGCCCAGGACCCAGAAAUUGUGGACGAAAUUUGGCCAGAAGUUAAACCUGUUGGACGAACUGCUCGGCUCAACUGCACAGUGGCCAACAAACUAAGUCAUGUGGUGACAUAUGAACAUAUGGACACCAACCAGAUCAUAAGUUUAGACAAUAGCAUCGACUUGUCCUACAACCCCAUAGAGGGAGGCAAGAGGAAGUAUGAGGUGCAGACGCGGGGCCCAGAAAGCCGUAUCACGUACAUGUUGAUCAUCCGACGGCUCCGGCAGCAGGAUGCAGGGAGAUACAGAUGCUACGUGAAGAUCCAGGCACUCGCCUCCACCAAGUGGCCAAGCAAGAUAGGAUCCCUCACUGUACAGGUUGCACCAUCAAUCCGACCUGGUGAGACGACAACAGUUCUAGUUGUGGAUCCAUUCUCCAACUCCAACCUGACAUGUUCUGCGACUGGGAUCCCAGCGCCAAACAUCACCUGGACCCGCUCUGAUGGAUUCAAGCUGCCAACAGGGGGACCUCAAUUCAGGGUUAGUAGAACAUGUUCCCUUUCAACCAUGAGUUGUGAUAUGGGAAUGCUACUGCUUGUCAACAACAACAACAACAACAACAACAUAAAGCUGCCAGCAGAGCAUCUGGCAGAGGUCUUGGUGUUCCAUCCCCCAACAGUGCGGGUGGUGCAAGACUCGGUCGGACAAGCCCAGAACAGGAGGUUCUGGGCCAAGUUGGAGUGUAUAACACAAGGAUAUCCAGCGCCAACAGUAAGAUGGGAGCGGAUUGUGAACGGUGGUCGAUCGCCGAUCAAUGAUGACGACAAGUUUGACUUCAACAAGCAAACCACUGACAACCAGAACCUGAAGGCUGGUGAAGAGUGGUACACGCUCAAGGUGAAGAACGUGCAGGCCAACGACUACACCGACUACUUCUGCAUCGCCACCAACACCAAGGGGUCGAGUCAGUCCACCAUCACAAUGUUUGAAACAACAGAGUGUCAAGGUCCAAACUGUCCAUCUCUUCCGAGCUCGAAGGCCACUGAGGUCAAGGUCUCCCUCCUAGCAAUGGCUAUCACCACCCUUGUUCCAUAUGUUGUCAUUGCAUCUGACCGCAGAUAAUCAUCAGCAACUUCUGUCAGUGACAGAAUAGUUUUUAUGUGUUUUUACAUCAGUUUGACUACAUUCCAUAUAUGAUUUUGAAUAAUUUGUACAUUCCAACACAUACAAACAAGCCUGUCCAUCAAUAAGAUUUUUUCACGGGGCUAUUCACAAAGCCAUAUUUGUCCAAAUGUACCAAUAAUAUGCAGUAAUACAAGAGUGAAAUCAUAACAGCCUCAUCCUGUAAUUGUCCCAGAUUUCAACCAAUCACAUUUCUCAUCCCACAUGACUUCAUUUGUAAAAACUUACGUCAGCCAUUCAUAUCGACUGUUACCAUGGUUACAAUGACAUCUGCAUCACCAGUUCUGGCAAUGAAUGAGGACGAAUACCUACUGGCACACAAGAAUUGACAAAUUUUGAGAAUAAGGAAAUAUUUUGAAAUAUUAUCAAAUGAAAGGCAAAACAAAAAUUCUAGCUUUCCAUCAUAUAAAAUGGUGGGAGAUUUUAUAGACAUGUUUUUAUACUCUUAUCAAAAUUUCUAAAUGGGUUCUUCAAGACGCCCAAGUUUAAAGCAUCCUCUCCAAGACCCAGGUGCCCAUGGUCGCUGAUCGUCUUGAUAGUGAAAUAUGAUCAUAAUCAUAAUAAUAUACCUUACAAUCUAUCUGUCAUGUUUCAGGGCUUAAUAUAGAUGUUUUAAAGAUGCACUAGUGCAACUUGCUUUUGUCUGGUGCAACCUGCUUUUGUCCAAAGGGGCGGUGGGGUAGCCUAAUGGUUAAAGCGUUGGCUCGUCAUGCCGAAGACCCGGGUUCGAAUCCCCACAUGGGCACAAUGUGUGAAGCCCAUUUCUGGUGUCCCCCGCCGUGAUGUUGCUGGAAUAUUGCUAAAAGCAGCGUAAAACCAAACUCAGGCAGGCAGGCUGGCAGGCUUUUGUCCAGUGCAACCAGUUUUUCAUUCCCAGUUGAAUCAAGUUCUGAAUUGAGCCCUGCAUUUAGUAUGCUAUUAACCUGAGUGUGAUACAUUACUUUGUAAAUGUCAAGGCUACCGUAUAUCAUUCUGGGCCCAUGUGCACAAAACGAUCUGAGCACAACUAUCAUAAAUCUAUGUUAGUGAAUAAAUUGUCCUACCACUAACAAAGUUUUGUGCAUGUGGACCCUUUUCAUAUCAGCCAUUUAGAAGCAAUUUUACAUUGCAGAUUAUACAUACAUUGGUCCAGAGCAUAGCCUGUUUUCCUUCCCUAUUAUCAGAUACUUAAUCCUUUUUUAAUUCGCCUGGUUUAAAUAUACAAAAAUAUAAUAUUUGAAUAUGCCCACAGGUAAAAUUACAUAAAUGUAUAAGCAUUUUUGGAUUAAAAUAUUUACUUGUAUAAAGUUUUUAAUUUGUGUUCACCAGCUCUAAAAGGCAAAUAGUUCACUAUGCAAUAAUUUUAUCAUGUUGAAUUUUAUGCUUGUUUCAUUGUCAAUGUUAAGUACAUGUACUCACAAAAAAUGUUUUAAAAGAUGUUGGCUGGAAUGUUACCCAGCCUUUCCAGUCAUAUGUUUGGCUACACAAAAAUAAUUAAACCCCCCAAAAAUGUUUUGAAAUGGUUUGCAAAAUCAAUCAUGGCUUUGUCAAGGGAACUCAUUUCACUGAUAUGAAAUUAUAAAAGGGAAUAUUGUUUUAAUGCCUUUACGUUAUUAAAUGCACUUUGAGAAAAUUUGAAUUUGAGAUAAUAGAAACUUCAAGAAAAUCCCAAUUUUGAACAACAGGAAAAUUUAUUCCCCCUUUAUGACAUAUGCUGGAAUAUUGCUAAAAUCAGCGUUAAACUAAAACUCACUUACUUUGUGGAUUUGGGGCCUGGUGUUUAUCCUUUUCUGAGAAGUAUAUUUUGUAUUCUGGUCUUGCAGAUGGAUUGUGAUGUCACCUGUAAGUUGUACAUUUGUCAGCCAGUCAUUAACUAGUGAUGCAUACUCAGGAGUUUUGAUGUUACGUUUCUAAUUAAUGUAAAUACGAACCAAACAUUUGAUCAUCAUUUGUGACGAUUGUAUUUGUGCCUAACAGUUGCGCCAAUUGACAUGAUAGUGAAUAUUUUGUUUUGGAAACAUUUCCGCUUCAUUCCCUGAGAUUAUGGUAAAUGUAGUUCAGCCUCUCCAGAUAUACUGCUCAAAAGAACUAAAGCACAACCUGAUUGUAUUCCUUUUGCUAUAGGGGUGGUGGGGAGCCUAGUGCUUAAGGCGUUAAGGCACGUCACAACGAAGACCAGGGUUCGAUGUGUGGAGCCCAUUUCACGUGUCCCGCAUCGUGAUAUUGCUAGAAUAUUGCUAGAAGCAGCGUAAACCUCACUCACUCCCGUUGCUAUGGUUACACUCUAAUGCCAUGCAGAUUUACAACUGUAACAUGAAAGAAGUAAGUGUUCCUGAACUUCCUUUGAGCAGUAUAUACAAUUCACAAGCUGCCUUCCCUUGUGUACAGACCUAACUCCCGCAAAUUCCACACAAGGUUACACAGUUGCCAACCAUCCCAUCGGUUUUGGAUUUUUUACAAAUUUGCAGCAAAAAUAUGAGAGUAUUUCCUGUUUUGUUCCUAAACUCUUGCAAAUAUGAUGCUGUUCUGUGAGAAAAAAUAAAGGACUUAAUUUUCAUAAACCACAUAAAGAGGUUUUUUAUAUUACCCUAAACUCAAACAUGUUUUGUUUAUGAACUCACGUGAAGUCUAUUAUAGUACGGCUGACCAUCGAUAUAGAUCAUAGAAACUAAAUGUCAGAUAAGUAACUUCAAUCCAAAAUGACAAAAAAAGAUUUAAAGACAUGAAUUUUCUAUGUAUUUCACAUGGCUAGUGAGUGGUGACAUGUUUGGACUUGGAUUACUGACAGAACGGUCUCCUGAACAUGACUUAGAAGCAGCACAUGAAUAAAAACCUAACUUUCUCAGCCAGCCCUAAUAUACAGUGUUGCCUCUGUGCAAUCCAGACAUUGUAUUAGAGCAGCUGCUGAAACCACAGUAGAAACUAAGUCCUACAAGUGUCUACUUUGUUUGAGAAUCAUGUGGAUCAUAUUGAACAAUAUCCAGUGCUUUGUUUUCUGAUAGAAAUAAUGGAACAAAAUACUCAUUUAAUUUAGGAAAGUUGGCAGCUGUAGGGUUAAUGUUUACUUAGGCCAGACCAAUUAUAUUUCUUGUUUUAGAGAUUUUUGUCCUCAGAAAACCUAAAGGCAUGAGGUGAAUAUAUCACCAGUCAAACUAAUAUUCCUUUUAAAUCCUUAAAGUAUUUUAUUUUUGGCAAUUUAUGAAGUGUAUAUGAGCAAAAAAACAAUCUAAAAAAGACUUUUUUGAAAGUUUACAUUGUUGGCCCAUAAAAACAUUAGGAUAAUAUUUUUUGAGCAGGGAAUAGUUUUUGUUCUUAUUCUUGAAAAAAUAUGGCCGGUGGGUCUAUAAAACAAGAAAUAAAAUUGGUCUGGCCUUAACAGAUCUUAACAUCCAUAUGGAAAGUCAGGUUUGACAUAGAUCUUAUAUAGAUCUUGUAUAUAAGUAAUAUUUCAUUAUUCAUUGCGUAGUGGUACUCUGUAUAUAAACUCAGAUUAGACUUUGUAGUUUUCUUUUCUUCUCAAAUGCUAGCAGUAUUGGGUGCUAUUCCUGUUAAACUAUGCUUGUAAGUGAAAUCAGUUGAAUUAGGUAAUUUUAUACAAGAUUUUAUCAAAAUUUACAAAAAAUCAUUGCAGUAUAUGGUCAUGGAAUUAAUUAUUGCAUGUGAGUUUUUGUGUAUGAUAUGUUUUUAUAGCUUGAAACUGUAAAUAAUUUGAUUCAUUGAUUAUUACUGAUAUAUUUUGUAUAGUACAAGCAUUUUAUACAAAAUAAAACAUUUUCAGAUAAA